This is a messenger RNA of Chinchilla lanigera (long-tailed chinchilla), 1963 nucleotides long. It is a transcript of the gene Znf622, whose product is annotated as zinc finger protein 622. Gene Ontology annotation, cellular component: preribosome, large subunit precursor. The transcript has 6 exons. The record is from RefSeq and is a predicted model, not a curated record. Gene Ontology annotation, molecular function: nucleic acid binding; zinc ion binding. Lineage: Eukaryota; Metazoa; Chordata; Mammalia; Rodentia; Chinchillidae. Gene Ontology annotation, biological process: ribosomal large subunit biogenesis. The coding region runs from base 422 to 1852 and encodes 476 amino acids.
CCGCUCUCCUUGGAGCCUCCCAGGGCGCGAGGCAGGCCGGGUGCCCGUCUCCCCGACUGUGGCACCGCCGUCGCCCCAGUCGCGUCACACCUCCAGCACGUCCGGGAACUGCAGGACUGUCACCGGGAGGGUGCGGCGCCCCAUUCACGCCCACUCCGGGCGGACAAGGCGGAAUCAGAAUCUGAUCAGUCAUUGGGUCCCUUGUCUUCCGGGGCGGGACCAGAGGUGAGAGGCGGGGCUUCCUGUCCAACUGUCACUAUUUCCGGUGUGUGUCGGAAGAAGUUCCUGCAGAGGGAAUCGGGACGUCAGACGCUUCGUGGCUUUCCGUGUCUGGUGAGACGAGUGAAGGGCUUCUGUCUCGUGGGCCAGAACGUUGAUCGCUAGAUUCUUGGCUCAGUCGCCUCUGACUUCUCGCCUAGCGAUGGCGACGUACACCUGCAUCACUUGCCGGGUGGCGUUCCGCGACGCGGAGCUGCAGCGGGCCCACUACAAGACGGACUGGCACCGCUACAACCUGCGGCGAAAGGUGGCGGGCAUGGCCCCGGUCACCGCCGAGGGCUUCCAGGAGCGGGUGCGCGUUCAGCGGGCCGUGGCGGAGGAGGAGGGCAAGGGCACGGCCACCUACUGCACCGUGUGCAGUAAGAAGUUCGCGUCGUUCAACGCCUACGAGAACCACCUCAGGUCCCGGCGGCACGUGGAGCUGGAGAAGAAGGCCGUGCAGGCGGUGAACCGGAAGGUGGAGAUGAUGAACGAGAAGAACUUGGAGAAAGGGCUGGGUGCGGACGGCGUGAAUAAGGACGCCAUGAACGCGGCCAUCCAGCAGGCCAUCAAGGCCCAGCCGUCCGUGUCCCCCAAGAAGGCGCCCUCCGUGCCCGCCGAGGAGUCGGGCAGGGCCGUGGCCGCCGGUGGACGGGGGGCGCACGACCGGGACCCCGCGGAGAAACCGCCCCGGCUGCAGUGGUUUGAACAGCAGGCGAAGAAGCUGGCCAAGCAGCAGGGGGAGGAGAGCGAGGAGGAGGAGGAGGAGGAGCUGGAUGAAGAAGAUUGGGAAGAUAUUGAUUCUGAGGAAGAACUGGAGAUGGAAGACACUGAGGUCGUGGAUGACUUGGACGGGCUGGAAGCGAAGGACGAUGAAGCUGGGGAAAGCCCAUGCCUAGGAGCCAUCCCCGUAACGGACUGCUUGUUCUGUUCCCAUCAUUCAAGCUCCCUUGUGAAGAACGUGGCUCACAUGACUAAAGUCCACAGUUUCUUUAUUCCUGACAUAGAGUAUCUCUCUGACCUUAAGGGACUGAUUAAAUAUUUGGGUGAAAAAGUUGGUGUUGGGAAGAUUUGCUUGUGGUGCAAUGAGAAAGGGAAGUCCUUCUACUCCACUGAAGCUGUACAGGCCCAUAUGAAUGACAAAAGCCACUGUAAGCUCUUCACAGACGGUGAUGCUGCUCUGGAAUUUGCAGACUUCUAUGAUUUUAGGAGUAGCUACCCAGAUCACAAGGAAGGGGAGGACCCUGCUGAGACCGAGGAGCUGCCUUCAGAAAGGAACUUGGAAUAUGAUGACGAGACCAUGGAGCUGAUUCUGCCUUCGGGUGCCAGAGUGGGUCAUCGCUCGUUGAUGAGAUACUACAAGCAGCGAUUCGGCUUGUCAAGAGCUGUGGCCGUGGCUAAAAAUCAGAAGGCCGUGGGCAGGGUGCUCCAGCAGUACCGAGCGCUGGGGUGGACCGGCAGCACAGGCGCGGCUCUGGCUCGGGAGCGGGACAUGCAGUACGUGCAGAGGAUGAAGUCCAAGUGGCUGCUCAAGACGGGGAUGAAGAACAACGCCACCAAGCAGAUGCACUUCAGGGCCCAAGUGAGAUUCUGAGUCUGCCCCGCCAGCGCCCUCCUUGCUAGGGAGCGCGGCCUCCGGUGGGAUGACCCUUUCGCUGCUGGUGGUUUGUUGUGAACCUGUAAUAAAAGUCGGAAUCGGAGUGGU